Molecule: messenger RNA, 483 nt
Organism: Bicyclus anynana (squinting bush brown)
Lineage: Eukaryota; Metazoa; Arthropoda; Insecta; Lepidoptera; Nymphalidae
Product: U6 snRNA-associated Sm-like protein LSm2
Exons: 1
Coding region: 82-369 (95 amino acids)
Biological process (GO): mRNA splicing, via spliceosome
Cellular component (GO): catalytic step 2 spliceosome; U6 snRNP; U4/U6 x U5 tri-snRNP complex
Molecular function (GO): RNA binding
Source: RefSeq, a predicted model, not a curated record
UAUUUGACUUUGACAUUUGUGGGAACAACAAAACUUUGCAGUUUGCUUUGCCACUUUUGAUUAGGAAUAAUCGAUUAAAACAUGUUAUUUUACUCGUUUUUCAAAUCCCUCGUCGGUAAGGACGUUGUGGUGGAGUUAAAAAAUGAUCUCAGCAUUUGUGGGACCCUUCAUUCAGUGGACCAAUAUCUGAAUAUAAAGUUGUCGGACAUAAGCGUCAUAGACCCCGACAAAUAUCCUCACAUGUUAUCGGUGAAGAACUGUUUUAUAAGAGGCUCUGUCGUACGCUACGUGCAGUUACCCGCAGAUGAAGUGGACACACAGCUUCUCCAAGAUGCGGCAAGAAAAGAAGCUACCGUCUCAACAAGAUAGGACAUUUUAACCUAAAUUGCUAACCCUGAGUCCCGGAGUGUCUUACUGGUUUGAAGUGUAUGUAAAUAUUAUUUAAGUGUAAGCUUUACAAAAUAAAAAGAUAUGUGAAUUAAA